Molecule: messenger RNA, 3189 nt
Organism: Larimichthys crocea (large yellow croaker)
Lineage: Eukaryota; Metazoa; Chordata; Actinopteri; Sciaenidae
Gene: fyb1b
Product: FYN binding protein 1 b
Exons: 19
Coding region: 244-2574 (776 amino acids)
Biological process (GO): integrin-mediated signaling pathway; T cell receptor signaling pathway; protein localization to plasma membrane
Cellular component (GO): plasma membrane
Molecular function (GO): protein binding
Source: RefSeq, a predicted model, not a curated record
GUAGUCCAGCAGCAGACUGCGUACGUCACACACAAAACAGGACUAUACAUCCCCCGACAUACAAACACACAGACUCACUCGCUCAAUGCUCAGUCACACUCUCCAUUCACUAUCUCUUAGUACCUUUCUCUCUUCGACAGAAACAAAAACUCACACUGAGACACUGAACAAACACACACUCAACCACCUUACACACCAAACUGCUCGGACCUAGCAGAGGCACCAGGGAGUGUUGCCCUAAAUAUGUCUUUCCAGCAAAACAAAGCUGAUGUAAAGGCCAUCAUGGCUCGCUUCCAAGCGAGUGGGGCGAGCACUGACGAGACUUCUUCCAUGCCGGCUGCACGUCCCAAACCAGUCCUUCAACCCACCCUCUCCUCCGGCCCGCCUGUACAGACAAAGAAGCCUGUCUUGGAGAGCCUCUCAGGCAGCGCAAUAAAUGUUGCUCCCAAACCCAAUUUCCUGAAAAAUACAGUAUCAGCUAAAAGUGACACAGAGCCCCCUGAACUAAACAAAGCCAAAGCCCUUGCAAGCAGGUUUGCAAACACACAGGAUGACACCAAUGCCAAUAGCAAACCUUUACAGCAUAAACAGCCAUCAGCCUUGAAAACUUUUUCACAGCUUCCUGAAACUAAAGGCCCUGUACAGAAGCCUCCAUUCAGUAAGACUCCACUCAGCUCCACCAUGUCAGAUGCCAAACCUGCUUUUCCUAAACCCUCUCCAGCAGUCACUUCCAAGCCCAGCUGGGUGAAAGAAGACAGCGGUGGUGGUCCAGCUGUCCCCACGCCACCCACUGCACCUCCUUUACAACAAAAACCGAGCAGCAGCGUUUUAAAGUUACGCCAUCAAAAUGAAGACAUCACGGGAGCUAACAAGGACAUUGUGAACAAACCUCUGAUUAAGUCGCAGUCCAACUUCAAGUCAGCGCAGAACAUGUUCAACAAGGAGAAGGACAAGACUGAGCAGUCAGAUAACGAUGCGACAGCGGACGGAGUCAACAAAGCGCCUCUCUCUGCUAAAAACUCUUCCGUUCCUCCCAAACCUCCAGCCACUAAAAAACCUAGCAUCUAUAAGCCUUCAAAGCCUUCUCCUCCUCCUCAGACCAGCAGCAUUAACGAUGAUGCCACUUCAGGUCCAAAACGUAAACCCCUUCCCAACAGUUUAGCCUUGGGCCCUGCUCCUUCAAAACCCAACAGACCCCCCAAGGUCAACUUGGAGAACUUUAAAAGGGGCACGGAGGCCUCUGAUGACGGUCCUAGCGCCUUUAAGAAACCCACUGUACCAGCUCCUCUAGCCUCUCACCCCAGUAACCUCAGCAACCACGUGCCACCGACUCCGGCUGCAGUCCCGAGUCUGCCUCCACGUCACCCCGGAUCCAUGGUCCAGCAGGAGGACUUCUAUGAUGACGUUGAUGAAUUCAGCAGUGCUCCUCCACCUCUGCCACCAUCUGCAGCUCACCCAAGUCAAAGAGGAAAGGAGGAAGAGACUGAUGAUGAUGGAGAGACGUAUGAGGAUCUUGAUGAACGAUGGGAAGCGGCUGAACAAAAACAAGAGAAGAAAGACGAGAAAGAGGAGAAAAAACGACUGGAGGCCGAGAAGAAGGAGCAGAAGGAACGUGAGAAGAAGGAACAAGAUGCCAGAAAGAAAUUUAAAUUGGUUGGCUCCCUGGAAGUCAUCCACCAAGGGAAGGCCCGUGUGGAUUGCAAAGGCGGUAAGACUGACCUUGCUCUGAAGCAGGGAGAACCUCUGGACAUCAUCCGUGUCCAAGGCAAUCCAGAGGGAAAAUGGUUGGGACGGACGCAGGACGGAUCCAUUGGUUAUGUGAAAACUACUUCAGUGGAAAUUGACUUUAACACUCUGAAGAAACGUAAAGCAACCCAACAGACAUAUGACCCUGAGGUAUACGAUGACAUUGAUGUGGCCCCGUCUGAUAACAGUGGGAAGAAAGGAGUUGUCCUACCUCCGUUGCCCGGAGGAGAAGGAGGAGAAAUAUAUGACGAUGUUCUUGAUCCAAACUUGGACGUCAGUAUGUCGGACAUCAAGUCUUCUCUUAUGAAGAAUGGUAGCUUCCUGCGGAUCUUUGACCGGAGCAGACGUCUUGCCAGCACUAAAGAAGUGCCUCCACCCAGCCAGUUUACCGCAGACGGGAAUUCAGAUCAGCCAGCAGCGACUGAUGAGGAGAUAUACGAUGAUGUUGACUCGCAAAACGUGCCUCCACCUCCUUCCCUCAGCAGCCUUUUAACCCUGAAAAAGAAGAAUGACGAGGACUCGAAGAAGCAGAAGAAGUUCGAGAAAGAGGAGAAGGAAUUCAGGAAAAAGUUUAAAUAUGAAGGGGAGAUACAGGUGCUGUACCAGGUGGACAUCAUCCCGACACUUAAUAAUAAGAAGUGGAGUGGGAAAGAGCUUCCAGUGAAAGCGGGAGAAAAACUUGACGUCAUUGUUAAAGCCGCGGAUAACAAACUGAUCUGUCGGAAUGAGGAGGGCAAGUUUGGUUAUGUUUCGACCAGUCACAUCGUUACGGACGAUGGUGAUAUCUAUGAUGAUAUUGGAGAUGAUUGCAUCUACGACAACGAUUAAGAAACAUCCUGCACAGGGUUUUAUUGUUUUACACGGAUAUCAGUCUUGUUAUUUAUUAUGUUUGUCGAUGGUAUGCACUGGGAAAUGCUUUUGGUCGACCUGAUAAUCAGAUUGUCAUUUAAUUUCCACUUCAUUACUUAUUCAUCACAACCUGAAAUCGCUGAAUAAAUUGGAUAUGUGAGCGAUGAUUUGGAGAUUUGGAUUUCUCAGGCUAGAUUUAAUUCCUUUGAACAAUGUCGUCCUUUUAAAUUUUGAUUCUUCAAAAAAACAACAAAAUUAUUUCAUGUUUUCUUGCAACAUCUCAGCAACAUGGGAAACAUUUGUUAGAACAACAGUAUUUGCAUAUGUUUGUUUUUCUUCUUUUGGACCACCUUUAGACCUUUACACAGCUCUGCACUGUGUUUACGUGUAAGUUUCUACUGUAAUGCAAUUGUAUAAGAAUGGCUACAAGUUUAAAUGAAAGUUGUAAACAUUACUUGUUUUUGUGGUUUUAAUUAUUGUCCGUGAUACUGUCUGAGAGAACUCUGGUGUCUAAAGUUUCAACAUGUAGACUAAACAAAUGUUUUAGUGUCUGUACAAACUAUUAUGAAAUACAAUUUUGGAGAAAAAAAAAAA